Molecule: messenger RNA, 4253 nt
Organism: Spodoptera frugiperda (fall armyworm)
Lineage: Eukaryota; Metazoa; Arthropoda; Insecta; Lepidoptera; Noctuidae
Product: mitochondrial genome maintenance exonuclease 1-like
Exons: 5
Coding region: 192-1412 (406 amino acids)
Biological process (GO): mitochondrial DNA replication
Cellular component (GO): mitochondrion
Molecular function (GO): single-stranded DNA exodeoxyribonuclease activity
Source: RefSeq, a predicted model, not a curated record
UUUUUUAAUUUUCAAUGAGGAAAGGAAAGGAAAGCAAAGAUUCAAUUUCAUUUCAUCAUAUUUUGUCAAUUUUUGAUUAGGAUUCGAUUAGGAAUUCUGAUGAAAUAUUCUAUCUAUAUUGAGCCUUAAAUACUAAACUUUAUAAAUAAUAAUUAAUUAAAAAUCAAACUGCACUAAACUCCAAAUACACGAUGUUCCGACCAGUGUGCACGAUCGGCCAAAGAAUCUCAUUUGAGAGGAAAAGUAGAGAAUUUAUCAGGAAUAAAGUGGUUCGACCUGCUUCAUUCUUGAAUGCUGCCGAAAAAUUGAAGCUAUUUAACAAGGAGAAUAAGGAAUUAUUUGGGCCAUUAUUAGAGACGAGCAAACAGAAGAAACAGCGAUCACGGAAGGCGGCUAAAAAUAGGACAUCACAUCAAAACAACGACACGACUGCUUCAAACGAAAAUAAAUUGAAAUUCUUAGAAAGUACAGAGAGAAAUGGUAGACAGAGUCAGACAUUGACUGGUUAUGUGAAGUAUAAUCCUGUGUUGGCGGUGAAUGUGUUGAAAACGAAAAUGUGGCAGAAUACAAGGCACUGUGUGAACUUUGUUGGUGUAGUCUUGAGUAAUACUGUGAGAGGUGUAGCUACCUCUGCAUCUUGUAAUGCAGCCCGUAGCUCCCCAGCCCAGCCUGGCUAUGCAAGUGAGGACAAAAUCCUUCAAAUAAAACCACACAAGAAUGAUUACGCUCAGCAGUAUCCUUCUGUGACCCUGAUCUUGAACAAGACUAUGACAGACGAGUCUAGGUCUGCAUUGGAGAAAUGGAAACAGGAACGGAUUGCUGAGAUGGGACAGGAGGAGUUCAAUAAAUUCUAUGCAGCGCAAAUGGCAGUUGGUACCAAAUUCCACAGCACCUUGAAGAACUACUUCACACAGCCACAAACUCAGCUUCGCAUAGAAAAGGAGGUUGAAGGCGUUUGGGUGUCUGUAGCUGAUGUAUUGAAACACAUUUCAUCACCAAAAGCGAUAGAAUCAAAUGUCAUACACCCUGUAUUGAAGUACAGGGGGAUCUUUGAUGCAAUUGCUGAUUAUGAGGAAAAACCAACUCUAAUCGAAUGGAAGAAAUCGGACAAGCCUCGCAAAUCGAUAGCGAAUACUUACGACAACCCUGUCCAACUAGCUGCUUACUACGGCGCAGUGUGCCACGACUUGAACUACAAACAUUUAAAUGUACGAGAUGCACUUUUAGUCAUAGCAUACACUGAUGGAUCUAAAGCUGAUGUAUUCCACCUCUCUUCUGAUAAACUAAGGGAGCACUGGGCACAAUGGCUCAUUAGAUUAGAGGAAUACACAAAGAAGUACGGUAAUGAUUCUGAGAAACUGUUAAAAGGUGGUAAAAGAUUGUUUGAGGAAGAUAUCGGGAAUCUCCAGUAAGUUACGUGGAGCCACAUAAAGGGUCGAGAUGAUAGAAAAUGGAUAACAUAAAAUGUUAAGUUUUGGUAAUUAAUACACCCGCCUUAUUCACGUGUUGUUUCCUACACAUUAUUAUAAAGGCAUUAGUUAAGAAACCAAGUGCAAGGCUUCAAUUCACUGUCUAUAUAAUGUUACCAUACACUUGGACGUAGUAAAAAGAUUGUUUGUAAAGUAUUUGUUAUGAAGGCUGUGUAUGGAAACUGAUUUCAAACUUUUGAUACCUUUUUGACAUACUAGGGUAAUUUGAGUACAAUGUCUGUUCAUCUUCUACGCAUAAAACAACACAGUUGCGUUAAGUGGACAAUGUAGGUCUUCUCUGCAAAUAAAUCAGCAUCAACAGCUUGCUAACAAUACGCCAAUAAUUUGAUUUGCUUCAAUCAGUAUCGAUUGUUCGUUCUUUGUCACACCCAUCUUUAUUCCUAAACAAUAAGGUUCAUUUUUCAACUGUCACUUAGCUCCAUAUCAAAUAAUUUUCAGAACAAAAAGGUAACGGACUUAAAAUAGAGCAAUGUACGGAGAUGUUACAAAUAUUCUGGCCCAUUUGGUUUGUUCAUGUGACAUAGUUGGCGAAAUGCCUAUUUCUACCGAAGCUGUGAAGAAUGAUGGGUCAAGGAUUUAUGACAUGUCUUCGAGUGUGACAUUAUUUUGUUAUACUAGAAAUAUUACAUUAAUUUGUAUGUACAAUGAUAUGUGAUACGAUUUUUUCUAUUAUAUUCUAUGGCAGAGCCAUAGUUAGGCAUAUGGGCCGUCUCUGCUGGAGUUAUAUUACGGCCUCUUAGAAAAUUGACGUGAAAGAACGCGUCUGUGUGAGUGAGAUUACUCCUAAAAGGCCGACAAUUCACUUGUAACUCCUUUGAUUUUGGCCGUCCAUGGGCCGUUCAUUGCUUACUUUGAGGUGGUACGACUAACUGAUUUGUCACCAUAAUCCAUAAAAAAUGUAAAGAAUGGUUAUUGAAGAAACUUACAGGUAUUAAUAGUUUGAAAUCAGUAGGAUGAGAGUAUGUAUGUAUAAUAAAAGACUGGAUAAUGUUGAAUGAUCAUCAAAUUGUUGUCAAUCGGCUAUUCUUAGUAGCCUCUGAACAUUGAUUGUCGAUUUUAGGUUAGCAAUUAAACAUGGAGAAGGUUAUUUUGUUGAUAAAAGAUGUUUUUAUGGGUAUCUAUACUAAGCAACAAUUUAAUAAUGGAAUGUAGCUUCUGUAUGUUUAUUGCUAUAAUUUAGUCGCUAUAUAUCUCAUAACAAUAUCCAUUUAAAUGUAACUAUCACUAUUUAAUUAGUAUACACGCGAAAAUUAUAGUUACUACUUGAUUUUUCAUAUGUUUAUAUGUAGUUCCACAAAGUAUGUAAGAUGUCAUUAACUUCAUUUAUUCACAAUAACAUGUUAUGUAUAGGUAUUUAACGUAAAUUAUCCUAUUAUGUUAUUUUAAUGGAUAUAUAUGUGUUAAACACUGAUUAAUUGGUUUUGGAACUAAUUGACAACAGCUGAAUCGGAUGAGCUGUUAUGAUUUCAUGGUACUGCAUCAUUUUGCGUUGGCAAUUAAUUCCUGUCGCUUAUUUCGAGAUGAAAGAUUUGAUAUAAUGUUACCAUUAUAAAUGCAGUUUUCAAUAAGUUCGAAAUACCUAUUAGGAAUAAAAUAACUAUAGUUGAGCCAUUAUCAACGUGUGAUCUGUAAUUAGUCAUUUUUAUCAGAUUUCUCGCUAACACUUAUGCAAGUUGUGCGGGAUAGUCACAUUAUUUUGAUGUAACAGUUCGCACAUUUGUAAUAGUCCAACUAUAGUAAGUUAGCUUAAAUCAUCCAGGAACUUAAAUAACAGUAUAUUUAUAAACUGUUGUAAACUAAUUUGCACUCUUUAUACUUAUCUAAAAGAUGUAAUUUUCCUUGUAGAAUUUCUACUAAAUCUGUAACAGUAGAAUAUUGUCCUUAGUUGCCAAAAAUUGAGUUACUACUAGUCCAUUACUGGUAUAAAUUGUGUUCAAUUUACUAAAGAUUAUAUGUUGAGGUUUUCUUUUCUCUUGAAUGUUCAUCUCCUAACUUGAACACUGCAAUGUAUCUUUGCCUAUAUGCAGAAUAGUUAUCUUUAGAAGUAUUUUACAGAAGUUUUUGAGUUUAUUUACUUUUGUUUUUGUUAGGGAUUGCACUCGCCAUGUGUAUUUUUGAUAGAUAAAAUUCUCUCAUUGAGCUGGAGUGGUCAGCAGGUCAACCCACCUGGUAAUAACUUGUUAUCAUUGGAUUUUCAACUAUAUACCAAAAUGAUAAAGUUGAAUAUCUAAUAAAGCAAUUUGAUAGAGAAGGGUAGGUUGACAUACUGGACAUCGUACUCAGUUUUGAGGCAGGAAUACACAUACUGAGUGCAAUCCCUAAGCGGGGCUGAAGUAUUAAUAGCGAUACCAGAAUAUGUUCAAGAUUAAGUUUUCUUAACAUAAGAUUUAAGCAGCAUUUAUUACUUUUAUGCCCUUCCGAAAAAGGUUUUUCGUUUAGUUUUUAUUUGUGUUUACAAGAAGGAUUUUCACAAUGUAUUUUGUGCCUAACAAUUUGUAUCACACUAUUUUGUUAAAGUAAUUGAUUAUUUUAACAAAUGAUUUGCUGUAAUAUUUACUUACGUUUUUCACACCUAUGUUUAACGUUUUGAAAUGUAUAGUUAUGUAUGUAUAUGUAUUUUUGUUAGGUAGGUAUAUUUUAAUAAUUUAUAUAAUUUUAUGCGUUCUUAAUACUUUGACUGCUGACUGUCCUUAGCCGUCUAAAGUAAGGUCUGAAUUAAGUUUAUAUCACUGUAUUUCUCUGAUAUUAAAUAAUAUAGAAUUA